CGCAGAUGUCAGUUUUGCCCAAUGUCUCAUGGUGAAAUGUGGAAAAAUGACGAUUCCCAGCCUCCAUCAAGCAGAGGAUCUAUUGUCUCAUUUGGAAAUUCCGAACUAGCAACCAUAAAUGAAAAGGAACAAAAGUCAGACAACCAGGUCUCACUUGUAGGAGAAAUUGAAACAAUUGAGUCGCCUGCCAUAACUCGCAUAAAGGGAUCAAGAUUUCCAUCAAACAACUCCUUGUCUAUGAUGUGUAAAAAUGCUCGUAGAGGGAGGUCAGCCUCAAUGCCGUUUAUACAAAAAGCUCUUCCUGAUCUCAACAGUCAAACUACUAAAAUAUUCCUGGAGACAAUGUCAAUUGCUGUAUCUGGCCUGUAUUGCAAGCUGCUUGUCGUUCUUGGAAUCUGCUUUCCCGUUGCAGAAGUACUUUCAGAUCAAAUACCGCAGUCUAAUUAUGAGGUGUUUUACUUGUACCUUUAUUCUGUGAGUCUACUUUAUCUUGUUUUUGUUUAUGCGACACUGUUAAAGCAAAGAGCUGUGGAUACAGUUUUGCAUAAUUCCAAAGAUGACACAAUUCCAGUGGCUUCGCAGACUCAGAAUUCACCGGCUGGGCGCUAUGGCAGUUUCUAUUUGAGGAUGGGUGCCAUUGCAUUCGGCAUUGGAAGUAUGAUUCACUGUGGCUUGGAGUUCGGAAGGUAUUUUGAACUGGAGGAUCACCCCGAUUGCAGAAGUGUGCUGAUGGUCUUGACGCCUUCGAUCAAAAUGACUUUUAUAAUAAUCCAACUUCAGUUUAUAUUCAUGAGCAACAAGCACAAGGCGCUCAGCAGCUACAAAAACAUUUCCAAGUUUGGCCUAAUGCACAUGAUUGCAACAAAUCUGUCCGUAUGGUCAAGUGUGGUUGUGCAAGAGACAAAACGAGAAAUUGUAACUCAUUAUGAAAAAAAUUCAACAAACAUUCUGGAAAGUUAUAUAGAUGAUUCAGAUAACUCUUCAUUUAACAAUAUUUGCACAAAAUCCUACAUAAUGGGUUCGCUAGUGACAAACGCUGCUCCGUUUCUAUUUCCCUGCACGAUUGAAUAUUCUCUGAUUUGCUCGGUAAUUCUGUAUGCCCUUUGGAAAAGCAUCUGCCAUAAUCGAGAACGGGUUCCUCAAACUGGCGCCUAUGCCAACAAGAUAUCGAAGCCUGUUGUAGGGAUGACCACUCAGCACUUCACAGUCGACUUUGCAAAUGCACACAAGGGACUUUUUGGAGGCAUUAUUAUUCUUGUUUUUACAAUCAUCAGUCUUAUAAUGUUCUAUACUCUCAUUCAACAUGAAGAGUUUUUCAGCACUGCUGUAUUUCAGGUCAAUCUUUGUGAACUAGUUCUCUAUGCUUUGGGAAUUUUGGCUUCCAUACUUGCAAUGUACAGGAUAAGGCAGUUAAAGUAUGAAAGAAAAAGGUUACAAGAAUUGGACACAAUGUUACUAGUGACAGCACAAACAGGUCUUUAUGUUUACUUUUCUUUUUCUCUAAUUGUUGGAUAUUUCACCAAAGAGAUAUUUUCAACGCCGAAUCUGUUUAUCACCUCCAUUUUUGGUAUCGCUCAAUCAACCUUACAGACGCUUUUUAUUAUUGAUGCUUGGUGGAGACGGUGUGCGACUGCCUCAUCUGUUAAAGAAAAGCCAGGCAGACAGUUAGUGACAUUCCUGCUCCUAUCGAACAUUGCAAUGUGGGCAAUCAACCAUUUGGAGAAUUCCAGAGCCGAUUUCCAUCCAACUGAAAGAAAAUUCUAUGAAGUAUGUGCAUGGACUAUUAUCACUCAACUAUCGAUGCCACUUGCUGUGUUCUAUAGAUUCCACUCAACUGUCUGCCUUUGUGAAAUAUGGAAAUGUACUUACAAGAUGCGUCUACAAUGAUGAACUUCUCUAGUUAAUUACCUCGAAAACAUUAACUGGACAUUUUUAUAUUACGUAUAUAUUUAUAUUAUCUAGUUUUAAGGUUGGCAAAUUUCAUUGGUCAUCACCAGCCAUUUUCUUCUUUGCCAUUAUUUUUUUUUUCCUUCUCGCAUUUUAUUCUUUCUAAUUAAUCUUUAAUAUUUCUGAUAUUAAAGUCGUUGUAUUCACAUCAAUUCAUAUAUGGGUGUUAAGGUAACCAUCUCUUGUUUCUCUUUCAUGCCGGCUUUUCUUUUUCUUAGGUCCUUGUCAGGAGAAAAAUAAACAUAAAAUAACCACACAAAGUUUACGCAUAAAAUACAAAUAUAUACAUUGAAAAACAAGUUAGUCUGUUUAGCAUUCAUACUGCCCCAGUGUAUACAAUAUUCUUUGGGGUGAUUGAGGAAGAAGUCCCUUCAUUCACGCUAAUAAAUGAAAUCACAUUCCAGAUUUCAUUAAUACUGAUUCCUUUAUGUAAUUUGGGAAGGAGUCCCUCCAUUCACACUAAUAAAUUAUUAAAUUCACUAAU
Cimex lectularius (bed bug) is the source of this 2431-nucleotide messenger RNA. RefSeq names its product otopetrin-2-like. The record is from RefSeq and is a predicted model, not a curated record. Gene Ontology annotation, molecular function: proton channel activity. The transcript has 15 exons. Bases 22 to 1887 code for a protein of 621 amino acids. Gene Ontology annotation, cellular component: membrane. Gene Ontology annotation, biological process: proton transmembrane transport. NCBI's taxonomy places the organism in Eukaryota, Metazoa, Arthropoda, Insecta, Hemiptera, Cimicidae.